GAGCGGAGGAGCGGCGCCCGGCGGCGGCAGGCGGGUACAAGAAUAUACAAGGCUUCAGCCUGAAACCACACAUAGCAAACAUGAAUGACGUGUCACAGAAGGCAGAGAUUCUGCUUUCUUCAUCUAAACCUGUCCCCAAAUCCUAUGUGCCAAAACUCGGCAAGGGAGAUGUAAAGGAUAAAUUUGAAGCCAUGCAGAGGGCCAGGGAAGAAAGAAAUCAAAGGCGAUCUAGAGACGAAAAGCAAAGAAGAAAAGAACAAUAUAUUAGAGAAAGAGAAUGGAACAGGAGAAAGCAGGAGAUUAAAGACAUGCUCGCUUCUGAUGAGGAAGAAGAGCCGUCUAAAGUAGAAAAGGCUUAUGUCCCAAAGCUCACAGGGACGGUUAAAGGUAAAUUUGAUGAAAUGGAGAAACACAGACAGGAAGAACAAAGGAAGAGAACAGAAGAGGAGAGAAAACGCAGAAUUGAGCAGGAUCUGUUAGAAAAGAGGAAAAUACAGCGUGAAUUAGCAAAAAGAGCUGAGCAGAUUGAGGACAUAAACAAUACGGGAACCGAGUCCGCAUCAGAGGAAGGAGAUGACUCACUCCUUAUAACAGUGGUCCCUGCCAAAUCAUACAGAGCAGCUGCAAACAGGAAGGAUCUUGAGGACCUGGACAGAGAACACAGGAAUGGAAGGAUUAGUCAGGAAGAAGAAAAGAUAAGACAUGAAGAAGAGUGCAGAGCUCUCAAAGAAGCAAAAUGCCUUUCAUUGGUCAUGGAUGAUGAAACAGAGGCCAAAAAAGAAUCACGUUUUCCUGGAAAAUUGAAAUCAACUUUUGAAGAACUGGAACGACAAAGACAAGAAAACCGCAAGAAGCAAGCAGAAGAGGAAGCGAGACGGCGCUUAGAAGAAGAGAGGCGUGCCUUUGAGGAAGCAAGGCGGAACAUGGUAAACGAGGAGGAUGAAAGCCAAGACACAGAAACGGUUUUUAAAGAGUACCGCCCAGGAAAACUCCGACUCAGUUUUGAGGAAAUAGAAAGGCAAAGGAGAGAAGAGGAAAAACGAAAGGCCGAGGAGGAGGCGCGAAGGAGGAUGGAGGAGGAGAAGAAGGCAUUUGCUGAAGCCAGGAGAAGCAUGGUAUUAGAUGAUGAUUCCCCAGAGAUUUAUAAAGCAGUCUCUCAAGAAUCUCUAACGCCUGGAAAACUGGAAAUUAAUUUUGAACAAUUAUUGAGACAAAAAAUGGAAGAAGAAAGACGACGAACAGAGGAAGAACGGAGGCAAAACCUAGAAAUGGAGAAACAGGAAUUUGAACAACUGAGACAAGAAAUGGGAAAGGAAGAAGAAGAAAAUGAAAGCUUUGGGUUGAGUAGAGAAUAUGAAGAAUUAAUUAAAUUAAAAAGGAGUGGUUCAAUUCAAGCUAAAAAUCUAAAAAGCAAGUUUGAAAAAAUUGGACAGUUGUCUGAAAAAGAAGUACAGAAAAAGAUAGAAGAAGAGAGAGCAAAAAGGAGAGCAAUUGACCUUGAAAUUAAAGAGCGAGAAGCAGAAAACUUCCAUGAGGAUGAUGAUGUUGAUGUAAAACCUGCAAAGAAGAGUGAGUCUCCCUUUACUCACAAAGUGAACAUGAAAGCCAGAUUUGAACAAAUGGCUAAGGCAAGACAAGAAGAAGAGCAAAGGAGAAUUGAAGAACAGAAGUUACUGCGGAUGCAGUUUGAACAGAAAGAAAUCGAUGCAGCACUUCAGAAAAAAAGAGAAGAUGAUGAGGAAGAAGAAGGUAGCAUUGUUAAUGGCUCUACUACUGAAGAUGAAGAGCAAACCAGAUCAGGAGCCCCAUGGUUCAAAAAGCCACUAAGAAAUACCUCAGUUGUAGACAGUGAACCAGUGAGAUUCACUGUUAAAGUGACAGGAGAACCCAAGCCAGAAGUUACGUGGUGGUUUGAAGGAGAACUACUGCAGGAUGGAGAAGACUAUCAGUACAUCGAAAGAGGAGAAACUUACUGCCUGUAUUUACCAGAAACUUUUCCCGAAGAUGGAGGAGAAUAUAUGUGUAAAGCAGUCAACAGUAAAGGCUCAGCAGCGAGUACCUGUAUUCUUACCAUUGAAAGUAAGAACUAAAUGGCUUUUGAUCCUUUGUUUUAUUAUGAAAUAAAUAGGAAAAAAUUAUCAUUCUUCUUCUUCUUCUUUUUUUAGUGGAUGACUACUAGGCUUCCUUCUUUACUUGGACCUCACUCUCUCUCCAACUCUCUUGAUACAUCUCUGAGGAGGGGCCAAAAAGGAGACCAGAGGUGCCACUCUGUUGACUUAAUCUUUUCCCACAUCUUCCAAAUAGCUCAUCUAAAGAACACCAUUUCCAAUGCCUAUCAGUUUUAUUACCAUGCUGUGCAAAGUCAAAAUGCAGCUGACAGAAAAGGGGAAUAAAUGUACACAUCCUGCCAUAACCUAAAACAAAAGCUUUAUAUUUUCCCUAUUUAUAGCAUAGUUUGCAUGAAUAGAUUUUAUAACUAGCCACUGAUUGACAAUUAAAGUGGAAUGAUUAGUAGAUUUGAAAAAUGUGAUUCAUUUUGAUUUAAAUUUCUAGCUUUAAAAAUAAGUUUGUAAAUGUCAAGUGUUGUGUUGCAGGCCUUAAUCCCAGCACACGGGAGGGAGCAAGGUCUACAGGACAGCUAGAAUUACAUAGUUGAGACCCUGUUACCCUAGUUCCUAUAACAACACAUGUCUGUAAAUAAAAGCCUAUUAUGUUCUAAUAUUGGGUGGUUUUAUAUUUAAUUUUCUGGAAAACGUGUUGUGAAACCAUAAUAAAGUUACCUGUGCAUUAAAAA
Molecule: messenger RNA, 2794 nt
Organism: Rattus rattus (black rat)
Lineage: Eukaryota; Metazoa; Chordata; Mammalia; Rodentia; Muridae
Gene: Nexn
Product: nexilin F-actin binding protein
Exons: 13
Coding region: 81-2090 (669 amino acids)
Biological process (GO): mitochondrial fusion
Source: RefSeq, a predicted model, not a curated record